AUGGAGAUGGACGAGAUCCGGGCGCAGGCCUACGAUGGCAAGGGCCCGACAAUUGCCCACGUCAACAACCAAGGGGACCCUGAGAGUCCUAGCACGGACAGCUACCAGCGGGCCGGGCAGCCAGUUCAGACGGGACCCAACGCCCCGGAGCCGCGAGUUUCGUUGUCAACAAUACUGGCCGUCUUUUUUAUGGGCCUCUCGUAUGUACCCGCUAUCAGCGGUGGUCUGCUUCUCCCCACCGGUAUCCUGCAGCAGAUCGGACAGCAAUUGGGCGACACGGAGAACACUAUAUGGAUUCCUGGCGGAUGGUCUGUCGCCUCCGCCGUUGCUUUCUCUAUCGCAGGCGGUCUCAGUGAUGUGUUCGGCCGCCGCUGGGUGCUUAUGGCUGGCCAGCUCCUGACUUUGAUCGGCGGUAUCGUUGCUGCUGUUGCGAACUCAACUCUCCAGGUCGCUGCAGGGACAACAAUCAUUGGCUUCGGCGCUGGCACUAUCUUCGUUGGGUAUCCAGGAAUUUCAGAACUGCUUCCUAACAAAUACCGAGGCAUUGGUCUUGGCUGGACCGAAUUCUGCAUCAACAUCCCCUGGGGUUGCCUCAGCGUGUACCUCGCGACCCAACUCCUGAUCCACGCGACAUGGCGGUGGUGCUUCUACAUUGCCAUCAUCUACGCCGUGAUCUGUAUCGCCGGCACGUUCGUGUGCUACUUCCCACCCUCUCGACCCCAGCAUGACUACGAGAAGUCGCGAUGGCAGGAAUUCAAGGAACUCGACUUCAUCGGCCUUGCCCUCUUUACAGCCGGCCUCUGCAUCUUCCUCGUGGGAAUGACGGAUCUCGGACACGCGAACUUCUCCGUCCCUCUCGUCGCCUCCACGAUCACCAUCGGCGCCGUCAUCUUCGUGGCCAGCUUCUGGUACGACUUUACCCAGCCGAAGAACCCCAUCUUCCCGUUCAAGCUGUUCGCCAUGUUCCGGGAGUUCACCGUGCACCUAAUCAUCCUGUUCAUCUCGGGCAUGGUCUGGCAGGCGAUCGUCACGCUCGCCCCGCAGAUCACCUUGUACGCCUUCACGAAUGAUCCCAUCCAGAUCGGAAUUACCAUGAUCCCCUCCACAAUGUCCGGAGUCCUGGGUGGUUGGAUUAUUCCAUCCUUUGUCCACAAGAUCAAGCAUAUUCGGUACCAGAUCAUGUUUGCCCUCCUGAUGCAGUGCGCGUUCACUGCCAGCUACGCUGCAGUUGUUCCAUCAAACCGGAUGGCCUGGAGUGCGAUGCAGCUGUUCGGACAGUCCUGUUUCACAUGGGUAACCACCCUCGCAUACGUCUCUUCCGGCCUCUUCGUCCCAGUCGAAGAGCUAGGCGUCAGCGCCGGUCUCCUCGGGACGUUCCGCUCGGCAGGAGGCUCCGUCGGCAACGCCAUCUUCAGCACGAUCCUGACGUCCGUCGCCAACAAGAACCUGGGCAACAACCUGGCCGGGGCCGCCAUCGGCGCCGGCUUCGACCCCACCAACCUCGGCGCCCUCAUCCCGGCCGUCAUCCAGAACGCCGUCGGCGUGCCCUUCGCGUUCGACGCCGUGCCCGGGGCCACGCCCGCGGUCAUCGCCGCCACCGGCGCCGCGUUCAAGGAGACGUACUCCAACGCCUUCAGGAUGGUCUGCUACGCCACGAUCCCGUUCUGUCUUGUGGCUACCGGUGUGGCCUUCUGGGUGAAGGAUCCCUCGCACCUGCUGAACAACCAUGUCGCCGUUCAGCAGGAGAAGGAGGUUCUUUCUGGAGUCGAGCGUCGUCCGGACGCCGUGGUUGGGGAGCGUGUUGAUGAGAGUUACAAGAUCUAG
Molecule: messenger RNA, 1824 nt
Organism: Diaporthe citri
Lineage: Eukaryota; Fungi; Ascomycota; Sordariomycetes; Diaporthales; Diaporthaceae
Exons: 6
Coding region: 1-1824 (607 amino acids)
Biological process (GO): transmembrane transport
Cellular component (GO): membrane
Molecular function (GO): transmembrane transporter activity
Source: RefSeq, a predicted model, not a curated record